Messenger RNA from Papilio machaon (common yellow swallowtail), 965 nucleotides. RefSeq lists its product as uncharacterized. The transcript is spliced from 7 exons. Lineage: Eukaryota; Metazoa; Arthropoda; Insecta; Lepidoptera; Papilionidae. The record is from RefSeq and is a predicted model, not a curated record. The coding region runs from base 49 to 930 and encodes 293 amino acids.
UCAAUCACUUAUUUCCUUCAUUUCUUGCUGUGAUUUGAAGAUACGACAAUGAAACAACUAGUGAUAAUCCUAGCUUUGGUCUGCGGUACUUUAGGAGAAUGGGAGAGCGGACUACGAGUAAGGUUCGACGUCGGCCUGGGCAUUGGCAGAGACUUCUUCAUCCCGAUCGCCCGCACCGUGGAUGAUGUGGUGUCGGAGGGCUGGACGCAGACUGCCCGCCCACCCAGCCGGUUGCCCUCCCUCGUUAUGUACUGUGCGCCCGACCGCAUGAUGUGCGCCCUUUAUGACACGGAGGGUGUCAUUGCAGGAUUACAAAUCGCCAUAGCCCAAGAUGACAUCAGCGGAUCGACGUUGGACUGGAAAACUCAAGGCUUCGUUGAAUGGACUGCGACAACUGCUGACGGAGAGACUUUGAAGUACUGGGCUAUUCAGCAAUACUUCGUCUCCCAAGACACAUUAGAUUUGCCCAAGGAAGAACGUGUCAAGAUGACCAAAUCGAAGGAAUUGCUUCGUGAAGGCGCUAUUUGGGUGACUGGAUUUAACAACCAAUUAAUGAGAAUCUCUGCCAAAGCUGAAGAUUUAGAAAACAGCGGAUUCACACGUCAAGCUUGCAUUCCUUGGAUGGGUCGUCAUUAUUACUACAAUAUGACUGAAACAGCGAGUUGUGCAUCGGAUCAACUAUACCCCUGGUUCCCUAUCGGCCACUCCGGAGAGACCAUCGCUAUGGGUCUCAUAAUACAUGGGAAACUGGCUCUCAACAAGAGAACUAAGAAGAAUUGGUUUGAAAAUCCAGGAAAAUUGGCAGUUAUGGCUAUCGUUCCUCAUGGUCCUGAGUGCCUGUAUGACUUGGCCGACAGUCCGGGCCUCAUCACCAUGCACAUCUACUACGUUGACGCACCCUGGUUCAUUGGUUGUCUCGAAAACAAAUAAUAUCAAAUCACAGUAGCAACGAUGAAAAAUAUGAA